Molecule: messenger RNA, 1314 nt
Organism: Thyridium curvatum
Lineage: Eukaryota; Fungi; Ascomycota; Sordariomycetes; Thyridiales; Thyridiaceae
Exons: 2
Coding region: 1-1314 (437 amino acids)
Source: RefSeq, a predicted model, not a curated record
AUGAGCACCGCCGUUGCCAUGGCCCCUUCACCGGCUCCCCACGACAGGCCGUCUUUUGCUGCCGAUCUUCCUGCUCCUUCUUCUCUCAGCGCUGCUGCUCCUUCCUCCUCCACCUCGCCCUCCGCACAGCGCACCGCAGCGGCCUCGUCGGCCGCCCCCCUCGCGCCUGCACGACGCUCAGGGAGUGGCAGUCCCAAGGGAGCAUCUACAGCUGCCAAAUCCUCCCCGCCCAGCGCCACCAGAAAUGCAGGUCCCCCAAAGAUCAUCGUAAAGAAGGAGCCCGGCUCACCAGAACAGGCACCUCGACACCGACCGAGGAAACUGGACCUGUCCAAGGGCUCCAAUGCCUCGAACAUCGUCCCCCAGACUGCGAGGCCCAUGACUGCCAGAGAGGGCUUGGGCAUCCAAGAAGUCGGCCUGGCCUGCCUCUCUCCCGGUUUCGUCACGCAUGAUCCGGCGAUGAAGGAGCAGCUCCAGCGAAGCAUGUCUGUUCGGGAACAGCAGAGACACAUCAUCGAAGCUAGGUUACAGCAGCAAUCCGCCAAGGGCGAUGGCCCCGAGGGCGCCAAGGACAAGGAUGGUGUCAGCCAGUUUGCCGCCAAAACACCAGGCAUGUCGAGGCGUAACAAGGCCCCUCCCGGCCUCUCGAUUGUCGCGCCGUCGCACGAGACUUUUGCCAACGAGCGAGUGAUUCAGUCUGCACCGCUCGGACAGACAUUCACCGGCAUCCAGCAUCACCCGCUGACGCGACACAUUACUAACCAACCCUCGAAGCUGUCGAACACUUCUCACAUUCACCAUGUUCCUGCCACGCAAACGAAUAACCGCCUGCCUCCCAUUGCUGAUGUCUUUGGCCAGGGUCUCUCGGGCCAUCCUGAAAACCCCGGCCACGCCAUGUUCGCCCAGCAGAGCGCCAGGGGUCCGCUGACGUCUCCUGUCCACCCCCCGCCGCCCCAGGCGCCGACACCAGGCCGUCCGCGUGAAUACAAGUCGGCUGAAGAGGCUCAAGCCGAGAUGGCCGGCGGACGCCCAGAGCUGCUUCCCAAGCUUGUACACUACGGAGGCCAUCAACCACCCACUCCGCCAUCGCCUCAACCCGGCCACCCGCGCCAUAUCGACGGUUCCAGGAGUGCCAGCCGACGACGGACGCGUGCUGAGUACGAAGAGGGCGGCAGCCCGCCUCUUGGCACGGGCCGCGCAUCCACGCGCCGCGGACCUUUCGGCGAGGGUCGCGACAGCCCAGAGACUCAGCGCCAGAAGCGAGAGGAGUUCUUGCGUCUGUGUGAGCGUGCUUGGGAUCUGUUCCACUCUUAA